Molecule: messenger RNA, 1029 nt
Organism: Penicillium brasilianum
Lineage: Eukaryota; Fungi; Ascomycota; Eurotiomycetes; Eurotiales; Aspergillaceae
Source: the annotation of a GenBank genome assembly
GGAAAGCUUCGAGGAUCCCCGAUGAGGAAGGCGGUCGGCACCCGGGGAGUAGAAGCAAGGUUGCGGCGCAAGUGAGGGCGCUUGGUUAGUUGCGCGUAGACAACCCUACGUCUGUAUUGGGUGGAAUCUACAAUCAGUCAACCUGUCUCCCCGAGUCGAAUUUCGCUUGACGUGCCGAUAGAUGGCCGUUUGCUGAUAUCGCCUGUUCUAUCCAAGUGCGGAGGAGGACAACCUCCAGCGACCGAAGACAAGAUGAAGAUUGUAAUUCAAAGAGUGAAGUCGGCGUCGGUCACGGUCGAUUCGGAGUUGAUCUCGUCCAUCGGCAAGGGCUUGCUAGUAUUCGCCGGCGUGGGCCUAGAAGACACUGAGAAGGAAGCCGACAAUAUGGUGAACAAGGUGUUGAAGGCGAAAUUCUGGCCAGAUGAGAAUGGCGGACAAUGGAAGAAGAACGUACAAGAUAUCGAGGGAGAAGUGCUCUGUGUCUCUCAAUUCACCCUUUACGGCAAGAUGAAGAAAAACAAGCCCGACUUCCGCGAUGCGGCCGACGCUAUAACGGCACGGAAGCUCUACGACUAUUUCUACAACAAGAUGCGCGACACCUAUGUGGCGGAUCGGGUCAAGGACGGAGUGUUCCAAGCCAUGAUGGAGGUGGAACUCAAGAACGAUGGGCCGGUGGGUGUCGACUACCGCAGUGAAGAUGCGGCGGUGACUAUUGAGAUCGAUACCAAUCUUCCCAAAAAGGAGCCCAAGGCACCCAAGAAGGAAGGGGACGACAAGGAGGAGAAGAAAGAUGACGGAGACGACUCGGAGGCGCGGCAUGUUUUCGAGUUCAAGCUGCCCGCGGAACUGCUGGCAUAGAAUAGCACAUAGACCGGUCCAUUGGCGUUCAUGAACAUAGAAUUUAGCAUAUAGCAUAUACCCAGAGGUGGCAUCAAUUCAAAUAACGAUAUUCCACAGCAUGGUACAUAUCUCUCGAUUGUGGAUGCUGAUUGAAACAGUAUAUGAAGAUGAGUAUAUUUUGGGGCCGAG